Durotheca rogersii is the source of this 2207-nucleotide messenger RNA. Its product is annotated as major facilitator superfamily domain-containing protein. Gene Ontology annotation, cellular component: membrane. The transcript has 4 exons. The record is from RefSeq and is a predicted model, not a curated record. Lineage: Eukaryota; Fungi; Ascomycota; Sordariomycetes; Xylariales; Xylariaceae. The coding region runs from base 205 to 2190 and encodes 661 amino acids. Gene Ontology annotation, molecular function: sucrose:proton symporter activity.
UCUCGAGUUCCUCCCUUCCCCCCCCCUUAUCUCUACACCAUCCGUACCACUCGCGCGCGAAACGCCCGAACGACCUCGUAUACUCCUGCAUCGCAUCGCGUAGUUAGGAGACUACGACCCGAUCCCCGUCCGACGUCUAGUUUCUUCUCGCAUACCUUCCCACUGCUCCGAGCCACGAGGCGAUUCCUCGAGACCGUGUAGGGCAUGACCUCGUCACCGUUGCGCCUGUCCUCGGACCGUAAACCCUCGCCCACCCGCCGCGAUGAGUCGCCCACGAACCCCGACAACGACGAUCCCGCCUGGUCGGAAAGUACGAUAAGAGCCGGCGCCGCCGAGCCCUCGGGCCUAGACAGACUAAACGAGAGCUCUCCCCUCCUCUCCCCUACCGCAGCCGCACACGAUGAUCUCUUCGAGCGCGCCGAGGAUAGCGAACACGACAGGUUUCAGGCGACCAAGAGCAUUUGGUACCUCCUGCUCUUGACCGUCAGCAUCGGAGGACUCCAGGUGGCGUGGGCUGUAGAGCUGUCCAAUGGCACUCCGUACCUCCUGUCUCUAGGCUUAAGCAAGUCGCUGAUGGCCCUCGUAUGGGUCGCUGGACCGAUAACGGGCACGCUGGUCCAGCCCUACGUCGGUAUGCUGAGCGACAACUGCAGGGUAUCAUGGGGGAAGCGCAAGCCGUUCAUGCUCGGCGGCGCUAUUUCUACCGUGCUGUCUCUCAUGUUUCUCGCCUGGAUCCGAGAGAUCGUCGGGGGCUUCCUCAGCAUCUUUGGAGCCGAUCGCGAGUCAGACGGCGUAAAGACGACCAUUAUCGUCAUCGCCGUCAUCUGGAUUUAUGUCCUGGAUGUUGCUGUGAAUACGGUCCAAGCAUCUAUUCGUGCUUUCAUCGUCGACUGCGCACCCUCCCACCAACAAGAAGCCGCCAAUUCCAUGGCUAGCAGGCUGGUGGGUGUCGGGAACAUCAUCGGUUAUAUUGCUGGCGGUAUCGAACUUCCCAGGUACGUGUGGUGGUUUGGAAGCACGCAGUUCAAAGACCUCUGCGCCAUUGCUAGCAUCGCGCUUUUGUCGACGAUACUGUUGAGCAUUACCGUCAUUCGCGAGCGAAACCCGCAACUCGAAAAACGUCCUGCUGCCAGUGGGCUCGGCCUGGUGACCUUUUUCGUAAAGAUCUUCGCAUCUAUCAAAAGACUACCUCCACAAGUUGCCAAGGUCUGUACCGUGCAGAUCGCGGCCUGGAUCGGGUUCUUCCCCAUGCUGUUCUACACCUCGUCGUAUGUCGGCGAGAUCUACGUCCAGCCCUUCUUGGAGGAGAACCCGAAUAUGACACCCGAAGAGUUAGAUGAGCUGUACGAAAGUGCUACCCGAGUCGGCACGUUUGCCCUUUUGAUAUUCGCCAUCACCAGUCUAGCGACCAACGUGCUACUCCCCUUCUUCAUCGACCCGACAUACGACAACAAUCCCGUCAUUAGCCACACGCCCGAUGAUGCGCCUAGCCACUCCCACGGCAAGAAUUUCCUGUCUCGCCUCAUCAUUCCCGGACUCACAUUACGACGAGCCUGGCUACUGUCCGAAUUCCUUUUCGCUGGCUCCAUGUUCUGCACCGUCCUCGUCCGAACGGUUGAAGCUGCGACGGUACUCAUCGGCCUUAUUGGUAUUACGUGGGCUCUGGCACUCUGGGCACCCUGGGCCAUCAUUAGCGCCGAGAUUAGUCGCCGCGACGUCUUGCAUCGAGCCCGGAAGCAGCAGUUAGCCUCUCUCACGCAGGCCGCGGACGAGUUCUCCGACGAAGAGACUCGCCUCUACGCCGACGACGAGGAUGAGCCGGACCAAGCCGGCGUCAUUCUCGGCAUCCACAACAUGUCCAUCGCGUCGCCGCAGUUUAUCGCGACGCUGGGCUCCAGCAUCAUCUUCCGCCUUUUCCAGAAACCGAGGGGCGUGCCCGGCGACCACAGUAUCGCUAUAGUCCUGGCCUGCGGGGGUUUCUUCGCGCUCAUAGCGGCAUACUUCAUCCACAGGAUCAGUGACGACAUGUCGAUACCACCAGCCGCCAUAUUCGCCGCAGAAGAGGGCGACGCGAUUUAUUCGCGGCCGGGCACGUCCCAAAGCAAGAGAAGUGUCGACCAGCCGCGAGCCAGCUUAGACCGCGCCGCUGUGGCUAGAAACAGCAGUUUCGGCGCCGGGCUGGAAUAUUAAGGGUGUGUACGAAACCC